UGAGCAUGCGCAGUCACAUACUGGUAGUCAGUGAGGGAAGUUUGAAAACUGGUACAACUUCAGAAAUGAUUUUUUGAGCGAGAACUUGAAGGGCUCAAAAGAACCUGCAAUGAGUUGGGCUGCAGAUGAAUGGAAGGAUGGCCUUCCUCCAGCAGCACUUCAAAAGAUAUCACAAAUUGAGGCACAGUUUGAGCGGUUGAAGAAAGACAGAGACCAAAAACAGUGUCAACUUGAAAGUAUUGAAGUGGUCUUGCAGAAUCAAAAGAAAAAAACUGAAGAAGAGAGAACAUUGUGUGCACAGCUAGAACGAGAGAACAAAAUGCUGUCUGAAACAUGUGAGGGGCUGCAAAAAAAGCAUAGCAAGCUUCAGCAAGAUUUGCAGAUUAAAGAAGGAGCAAUCCUCAAUCUUGAUAGUAAACUGUCACACUAUAAACAGAAGGAAGAAAAUGAAAAGGCUCAAGCAAGCCACAAUCUGUUGCGGUCUGACUUGGAGAAACUUGAGCAAGAGAAUAGACAGCUGUUGAAAGACAAACAGAAUCUAAUAGAACAGCUAGAGGCUGCCAAGAAAAUAUCACAACAAAGCAUAAAUGAUGUCAGUAUUAGGCAGGUGUCACCUACUUUAGAAGGCUGUCUUUUAUCGUCUAACGUGCCAGAAGAACGGAAACGGUGGAUGUCAUCAGACUGGAAGGAAGAUCUGUCACUUAAAGCUCAGCAGCACCUGACUCAGCUGGAACAACAGGUGGACAAGCUAAAGAGGGAGCGAGAUCAGCGGCAAUGUCAGCUGGACAGCCUGGAGCAAGCAUUUCAAAACCAAAAGAAAAAAACAGAGGAAGAAAAGACUCAUGCAUCUUCAUUGCAACGGGAGUUAAUAGUCCUCUCUGAAACCUGUGAAGAGCUGGAGCAAAAGAAGAGCAAACUUCAGCAUGAAGUGACCAACCGGGAAAACCAGAUUGCCUUUCUAUCAGCCCAGCUAAGUAGUGCAAAGUCUUCUCUUGAACAAGAACUUGUAAAGUCUCAGGAAGAACUUCAGAAGCUGAAGACAAACCAUGCUCAGCUAGAAAGAGAAGUACAAAGUUUACGACAGAGUAAUAAAGAACUGUCAGAUAAAAUGGCAGCUUCAAAAAUUACUCUUCAAUCACAUGAUUCAGAAACUCGCAGUCUCAGAAGCCAGCUGGAUGCUUCAGUUAAAGAAAAGGAAAAAAUUGGAAAUAUGCUGGAUAAUAAAGUAGCAGAGAAUAUCAGUUUGUCAGAAAUUGUGAACAACCUACAGAAUAAGCUACAGUAUCAGACUGAUUUGUGCAACACCCUGAAAGCAACUCUAAUGGAUAAAGACCUCCAAAUGGAGUCAACACUUGCUGACAAUGAUCACUUGAAAACUGUGGCUAAAGAGAAAGAUCUGCAGCUUUCAUCACUUCAAGCUGAACUUGAAACCCUAAAAUCCCAAUUCAAGAAAAGUACAGACACUAGCAACAGCCUUAUUACAUCACUAAAGGAAGAGCUAAGCAGAUUGACCAAAAUGACAGAGGAGCAAUUUACAGAAAAGGAGGAAAAGCUAGCAAUUCAGAUAGCUGAGUUGGACAAGGUGAAGAAGGAGCUGGAUAAGGUACGUCACUGCUAUACAGAACUCAAUAUCCAGAAUGAGCGCUUGCGCCACAGCAUACAAGAGAAAGAGAGGGAGAAUGCUAGCCUAAAGGAAACCUGCCGACAGCUGGAGGAAGACUGUGAAGCAUCAGCAGAAAGUGCCCGCAGGGGCUUAGAUGCCCACGCCUCAGAAGUAAAUAAUAUGCAGACAUCUUUGAAACAGCUGAAGGACGAUUUGGAGGAGUCUCAGAAGGCUUCUGAAUCUUUGCUUCAAGACUAUGUGAAAAUACAACAAGACUUCAGAUUAUUAAGUACAGAAAAGGGCACUAUGCAUGAAAAGGUGGAACAACUUGAAAGCAAACUGCAAGAAAGAGAGAAUGUGCUGUCCAUCACCCAAGAAAAAUGCAGAACACUUGAGAAGACUGUGACAGAGCUACUGGAAUCUCAGGCCAGAUCAGAUGAAGAACUAGAGAGAAUCCAGAAGGAGUUAGCAAGAAAAACGCAGAUUAUUACCGAAAAGGAUACACACUUGUCAGAUUCUCACUCUGCUUGGGAAAGAGCAGAAAAAGAACUACGAGCAGCAUUAGCAGAGAAAGAGAAUCAUCUUUUGGAAAUUGGAGGCAAACUGGAGCAGAUCAACACUGAAUUCACUCAGCUUUCUGCUGACCACCACCUCCUAAAGCAGCAGAAUCAAAGCAGUCAGAGUUUGCUGGCCAGCAGGCAGGAGCAAUGUUCGGAACUUCAGCUUCAGCUGGAUAAUCUAAACCUGGAACUGGCAAAUAACGGAGGCAAACUUAAACAAAAAGAAGAAGAGAACAAUGCCUUAAGGACAACUCUGUCUGAAAAAACCCAACAACUGCAGGCUGCUCUUACAGCCAAGACUGAAGAGGCUAAGAAUCUGCAAGCCAGCCUGGAUGGCAUUGUUAAGGAAUCAAGCCAGAAUUGCCAGGCUGUCCAAGAGAAAUAUGAGAAACUGGAGGCAACAUUACAGAAAGUGAAUGAACAGAAACUAAAGGCUGAAGAUAAAGCAGGUGAAUCUGAGAAGCAGAAGGAGGCUUUGAAGGCUGAGCUGCAGAGAGCUGUGGACUUGGGCCUGCAGAUGCAGGUUAAGCUGGAUAUGCUUCAGAUGGACCUAGAUGAUACCAAGAGCAUGGCUGAAGGACUGACUGAGCAGCUGACCCUUAAAACACAGGCUCUAAAUGACUUCAAAGCUGGGCUUCAGGAGAAAGAAAGGGCUUUACAAGAAUCACAAAUGCAGUUAAAGAAGACUGGUCAGGAGCUAGCAGAGUCCACAGAAUGCAUGGCAUCUUUGGAGGUUGAGGUACGAGAGAUGAAGUCUAAAUUUAAAGAACAAGAAAGAAUGCUGCAAGGCAAAGCUAUCUUGGCUGAAGAUUGGGCUACAAAGUGCAGAGCAGCCAGCGAGCAGAUGCAAGCCUUGCAACAGAAAGUGCAGGAAAAAGAGGAGGCAGAGGUAAAGAUGCAAGAGGAACUGAAGAAGCAUACCAGCCACAUAGUGGAACUUGAAGACAACCUGUCCAGUCUAAGGCAGACCUUAAAGACAAAGGAGACAGCCAUAGAAAACCUUCAAGAGGCAUGUUCACAGCAGGCAGAGAAGCUAGAAAGUACUACCACAACACUGAACCAGCACACGAGCACUGUGAAGGCUACACAGGAUCAAAUGGAGAAGCUGAUUUCAGAACUAGCUCAACAAAAGGAGCUGCAUCAGCUUGAUAAACAAGCGUUUGAGGCAGAGCUGGGAAGACUGAAUGGCAUUAGAGAAAAUCUGGAAGACAGGGUAGCCACUCUUGAGGGUGAAGUUGCUGAAAGAGAUCGCACAAUCUCUAAUAUUCAAAGUCAAACCAGUUCAAACACUGAGCAUUUACUUGCAGAGAGACAGGAACUUGUAGAAGAAAAGCAGUCCUUUCUACAGCAUCAGCAGCAUUUGGAGUCACAGCUGGAAGCAAAUACGAAAAUUGUUACAGACUUACAGUGCAAGCUGGGUGUGAGGAGCCAAGAACUAAGUGAAGUGCAGUUAAGGGUUAGCGAACUGCAGCAUCAACUCAGAGAGACUGAAGACUUAAAGGAUCAACUUGCCUCCAGGACUGAAGGACUGACUGUUGAUCUGCAGACAGAGCAGCAGGAACGUAAGAAGUUGCAGUGCAGCAUUGAAGCUCAUCUUAACAGGCUAUCUGUGCUUGAAGCAGAACUCAUGCAGACAAAUGGGCAGCUUGCACAGGCAGAGAAUGACCUUCGCAACAAAGACAGUGAAUGUACCAGGCUUUCUGAGCAGAUAGAGUCUCUUCAGAAGCAGUUGGUUGACAAGCAAGAAAAGAUGGAAGAUCUUGAAAGUGUCUCCAAGAGUAAAAUGAAGCAGUUGGAACAAAUAUCACAGACUGUGCUCCACGAAAAGGAUACUUUGAUCCUGGAAGCUGAAGUGCUAGGCAACCUGCUGAGGGAAAAGGCAUCUAUCUCUGAAGAACUUCAGAACAGACUUGAAAACCUGCAACACGAACAUUCAAGUGCAUUGGACAAGAUUAGCAUGCUUCAGAAGGACCUAGCAGUCUCUGAUAAAAAAAUUCAAAACCUUACCCAGGCAUUGGAAAAAGCGAGCGCAGAGAAGGGUCAGCUGCUAGAUGAGAAGGCUGCAUUGUGCACCAGUUUAGAAUCGGGGACAUGCAAGGUUCAGUCUUUAGAGGAACAAUUAAAACAGAACAGUGAUGCCUUGAAAGAGAGCAGAAAGAAGUUAGAGGAAAUUUAUGCUGCGAAUGAGUUGCUCUCAGAACAGAUGGCAUGUCUUCAGAAAGAGCUGCUUAGCAAGACAGAAGACUUCCAGAAUCUGGAAGCACAACUGACAAUAAGACGAGGUCAGUUUGAAAAUGAAAAGAGUGUGGAGCAAACAGAGAAGCAGAAGCUUCUGGGUAGUCUUGAUAAUUUACAGACUGAACUGACUGAGAAGGAUUCAACCAUUUUAGAUUUAAAAGGCAAAAUGGAAGUUCUAUUUCAGGAAAAGAGGGCUGCUGAAGAACACCUUCAGCAGUUGAAGUGUAAUCAAGAGGAGAGCAGAAUGCAAGCUAGUGAGUUGCUUGAACAGUUAGAAAGUUUAUCAGAGGAGAAAAUGGCACUGGUGCAAGAAACUGAGCAGCUGAAAUCCAACCAGCACUUGAGCCUGAUCACAAUUGCGUCCCUAAAGGAGCAGCUGACAUUGAAAGGCCAUGAGCUUAGCGAGGCUGGGGAAAGCUUGAUACAAACUCAGCUGACUGUGGACAAGCUUAACUCUCAGAUCAACCAGCUAGAAAACUCUAUGAGAGAGAAUUCUAUGCAAUACAGUGACAAAUUUCAUGAAAAAACUAGAAUGUUGGAAACCUAUGAGACUGAUAUUCAGAAGCUGAAGUCCUUGGUACAAGACAAAGAGACAGAGUUUCAAGAACUCACAUUGGAGAAGGAGUCAGCGGACGCACAAGUUGAGCAGCUUACCUCCAUGUUACAUGAGACACAAGCUUCAGUGAUGGAUCAGAAGCUGAAACUAGAGGCACAGGUCAAAUCUGCAGAAUCGUGUCAAAGAGAGCUGGCUUACCAGCUUGAGGAUGAGAGAGCUACAAUCAAAAAGUUAGAGAUGGAGGUGAGCGAGCUCAGAGAAUUAGGUGCAAAAUCUAGCCAGGAUUACGACCUGAGGCUUGAAACCAUGAAACAAGAGAAGAGUGAGCUGCUUGCUCAGCUAAGCUUUUUGCAGCAGCAGGUAGCCAAUUUGCAAGCCACACUUGCUGAAUUAGAGCAAAAGGGGGCUGAAGAUGAAAAACUUAUUGCCUAUUACACAAACAGAGAAGAGGAAGCAAGUGAAAUUUCAUGCAGCUGUUCAGAAAAAAGAGAGAAAGAGGUGCAGAUGGCAUCUGCCCAGCUUGAUUCGCUGGAGGCAGAAUACAGAACAGCUCAACAAAAUGCUGAAAACAUGCGGCAACAGCUAGAGCAGGAACUUGCAGAGCUGCAGCAGAGCCAUCAGAUUCUGAAAGAGACCAUGAGUCAUACAGCCACAGACAUUGAUGAGAUCAGACAAGAAAGGGAUGAAGCUGUAUCAGAGAAAGACUUGCUGUGUGAAAAACUGGAUUCUUUAACCUCUGCUCUGGAAUCAAAAACUUUAGAAGUUUGUCAAAUCAGCAACUCUCUUGAGCAGGAAAAAUUGCGUGUCAAGUCUCUAGAAGAUGAGAUAGAAGUUCUGAAGGAAAAGCAUAAGUGGGAUGUCUCAUGCAUGGCAGAUGAGAUUGAGAAACUCUCUGUUCAGCUUGAAGCUAGAGAGAAGGAAGUUUACACCCUGAAUGUCAGACUUACUGAGAUGAAAGAAAGUUUAGCUCUGGAGAACCAAGAAACUGUGAGAUUGGCAGGGGAAAAAUGUGCUACCCUUCAGGAUCUUGAGAAGCUCCAAGAGCAACUGGAUCAGAUUCAAGGACUGCUGCACAAAAAGGAAGCAGAUUUUGAGAUGAUCUCAAAGGAAAUUUUGGAUAUGGGGCUUCAAAAGUAAAGUGAAGAAGAACUUCUUCAGCUGAAGCAAGAUUUAGAAGCCUCACAGGCUUGUGUCCAAAAUCAAGAGGACAGAUUAUGCGAGAUCACAUCAGUCUUGUCAGAGUGUCAGGCUGACUUGAAAACAGUCACUUCAGAAAAAGUGCAGUUAGAAAAGCAUUUAAAAUCAAGCCAGUCUGAGGCAGAAGGAUUUCAAGCAAAGUACCUGGAAGUCUGUCAGGCAAACCAAAGGCAGUUGGAUGAAUUAUUAGAGGAGAAGCGUUACUUAGAACUUCACUUAAGUGAAGCCAUGUCAGAGCUUAGAUGUCAGCAGAGGAAUAAUGAAAUGUCACUAAAACGUAUGGAUGAUACUGAUGAUCAGGUCAAAAAGCUAAAUGACACCAUCGAAUGUCUGAAAAUGGACAUCAGAGAGAAGGAGCGAGAAGAGAAGGAUCUUAGGCAAAAUGUGGAGCAUUUGUCAGAGAGGUACUAUGAACUGGAUGCAGAAAAAGAUUCGCUCAGUCUAAAACUUUCUCAGGCUGAUGAAGAGAAUUUAAAGUGCAAAGAAGAGCUGGUUAAGCUUCAAGAGGUGCUUCAGUCCAAAACCCAAGAUGUGGCUGACAAUGAGACCAGAAUCAAAGACCUCCAAAAUCAGCUCCAGACAGCUUUUGUCCUGGAAAAUCAACUUAGAGAAGAGCUUGAGCAGCAAGCCAACAAGUUGAAAGCAACAAGUGAGGAAAGAGAGUUGCUGCAGCUAGAGCUAAAAGAAGAAAAGACUAAAGUGGAAGAUAAACACAGGAAAAAACAGGGGGAUGACAACAGGAUGCUAGAAGCUAAACUAAAGCAGAAGGAGGAAGAGCUGGAGGAGACUUUGGCUUGGCAUGAAGAGCUUAUGAGAGACAUAUGUGCUGAACGAGACUCAUUGAAGAACAAGACUUUCGAGCUUCAAGAAACUGUUUCAGCUUUGAAAAAAGAGAUAAGCGAGAAAAAUAUGGCAUUGUCAUCCCUUACUGAGCAGUUAAAUGACAUGAAGGAGCAGUUCAAGCUGAUGCAGUCAGAGAAUGAGAGACUUAGCACACACAGUGAGCAAUUAGCAGAAGAUCAAGAAACCAGAGUAAAUCAGAUGAAAAAUCAAAUAUCUUCCCUUGAGCAUCAGUGCAGAGUUUCUGAAGAGCAGAUAAAGAUUUUGGAAGACAAAUUACAGCAGCAGUUGCUGGUAGCGAAAGAAAUGGAGGUGGAGCUGAACAAAUCCAAACAAAAGCUCCAAGACCUACAAGAUGAUGUGAAGAAACUCCAGUCUGAAAGAGACUCUUUGAAGCACCAGCUGUCCUUUGUCUCACAGCAAGCUGAAGACCUGCACACAGAGCUGCAGCACACUUUCAAGUCCAGAUCUCAGGAUGAUGAGGAAUUCAUAAAUCAGAAGAGGGAUUUGAGCCACAAACUAGAUGAGUGCCAACAGCUGCUGGUGCAGAAAAAUGAGGAGAUUUGCCAGCUCAAGACUCGAGCUGGACAGCUGGAGGCACAGCUGCAAGAAGCUAACAAAGAGAGAGAGGACAUCAUGUCACAGCUGCUAGAGCUGAAGGACAGGGUUGAGGAGCUCUGUGUUGAAGGAUUGGCUGAGAAAGAACAGCUUUUGGGAGCAGAACAAAAAAGGGAGCAUCUCGAAAGCCAACUGAGCUACCUCACCUCACAGCUGAGUGACAAAACUCUGGAAAUCAACCAGCUUCUCACUGACAGAAUGGAUGGCACCAGUGCUCUGAAGGAUGCCUUGCAUGACAAGCAGGUGCUCAUUUCCAAGCUUGACGAGAAAGAAAGGGAACUUACUUGUGUGUGUGAGAAACUGGAAGAAGCAGAGGCAAGUCUACAGUUAACUGUCAAAUCUGAGGAAUUCAGUGCUUUGCAGCAGGCCCUAAAUGCCAGAAUACAGGAGUGCCAAAACUUUCAGCAGCAGCUAAGUAGUUUGGAAGAAGAGAAAAAGAAAAUAAUUACAGAGAAACAGAGCCUAGAAGCCCUGAACUCUGACCUGUCAGUUAAAAAGGCAUUUUUGGAACAGAACAUGGAGGAGAUGCAAGAGCAGCUAAAAACAAUAAAAGAAACUAUUGAGUCCUCCCCAGACAUAUACAAAAAUCAAGAGGCUUUAAAUCACAACCUAAAGGCCUCCUUAACAGAAACGGAAAGUAGCCUUACCGAAGCUACCAAAAAGAUUCAGGUGCUUGAAGCUGACAUCCAGGACAACUUGUCAACCAUUUCUCAGCUCCAAUUUCAGCUAAAAGACAUUCAAGAUCAGUUGAAAGUAGAGCAAGAUUCAGUCUGCCAGCAUAAAGAUGCCUUGGAAUCUCUUGAAUCUGAGGCUCAAACUCUAGAGAAAAAUAAUCUAUUGCUUGCAGCAGAAAAAUCAAGUCUGAAACAGAAAAUUGAGGAUCUCUCAAAGCAUGUUACUCAUCUGCAGGCUGAAGUGAGAAGCUUGAAUGCUACGAUAGACACGCUAGAAUCCUCUCAGCAGCGCUCAGUUGAAGAAUUGCAGCAGGAGAAACUCCAUCUAAAGUCCAAACUUGAUGCUCUGCAGGAAGACGUUGCAGAGAAGGAGAGUAUUAUCAUCGCCAUGUCUAGAAAGGAAACCUCGGUAACUCAAGAAAAUCAGCAGUUGAAAGGAGAAAUGGCUCGCCUUGAAAAAGCUAUCGCUGAGAUGCAGUCCGGCAUCUGUGCUGCAGAAGACAAGUCGGAUACUGCUGAGCAGCUGCUGAAAGAAAUGGAGGAAAAGCUGCAUUCUGUAAUGCAAGAGCUGAGCUGCAUGAAGAAGGACAAGGAUCGCUUGCAGCAGCAGGUUUUGGUUUUAGAGGAGCAACAGACUGCUUCAAUAACCUCAAAAACAGCACUGGAGCAGGAAAUCAAGGAAGCACGAACUGAAAUUGUGAGCUUGAAAAAAAAUCUGUCCACCAUUGAGAAUGAGUUGAAGGUGGCAAGACAUCAGUUGAAGAUGACAGAAAAUAAGCUGGAGCUCCACAAAAAUGUACAGGCCCAACUGGAGAGGCAGAAGCAGAUCGUUGAGAAACUAAGGGAAGAGGAAAAAAGCAGGGAGUCCAGAAUUAAAAUGUUGGAGACAGAGAAACAAGACCUCAUGCAGCAUUUUGCCCAGGCUGUGGAAACUGCCCAGCAAAUUGAGACAAAAAAUGCUUUGAAUGAGGAAAACCUGAAACAACGUUUGCAAGAGCUUGAGACAGAAAACCACUACUUACAAGAGUAUUCUGCUAAAGAGAAUCAGUUGCUGAAACAAGAAAAAGAUGCAGAACGAGCAGCUCUGCAGAAAAGGCUGGAAGAGGAACGUGAAAUCUAUGUCAGGCAGCUUGAGAUAGAAAAAAACAAGUUGGUAGCAGAGAAGGAGCUCCUUACACAAGAGCAAAAUAAACUCUUGAAGGAAAAAUUGGAAAUGCAACAGAAAAGAGAGCAGGAGAAGGCAGACUUGAAAAAAUCCCAACAAGAGCUUAAGCAUAAGACUCUACAGUCAGACCAGGAAGGGACAGGAAAUAUUCAGCAAAUCUCCAGGCCUGAGCACUCUAUAAAAGCAGAAGAAUCAGUGGAGAUGCUGAAGACACAGUUGGCAGAAAGCAGAAAUCAGGCUACUGCAUAUCUGGAGGACAAUAACAAACUGAGAGCAGAUAUUAUCAAGCACAGGCAGGAGAAAGAAAAUGCUGAACUCAGACUGGAGAGAUACAAGUAUCGAGAAAAGCUGCGGAUGGAAAAGGAAAAGAGUGCCGCUGUGGUAUCUUGUACAGAGACAGAUCCUAGUGGUGGAGAGUCUGCACCAAGGAACAAAGAAGGCACUGGUGAUGGCACCAGUGAAACGUUGCAUCAUAAUCCUGUAGUGGCCACCAGCACCAUGCCAAAAGAGUCAACACCCUAUAAAGCAGUGGAAAAGAAUUGUGAUACUAUCGACCAGACAUCUGGCACAAUAACUGAUCGCUAUGUGACUGCCAUCACCAAGGCUAUUACAGUCACACAGGCAACACUUUCACGGAGCAUGAUUAACAGCACAUCUCUAAAGCACACAGUUUUGUCAUCCCAGUCUAGAGUAGGUGUUCGAACUUCACCCAGGUUAGCAGCAGCUGUAGCUUUGUCACAAAAUGUGUUAUCAUCAUCAUCAGGAGCUCCUGACACUAGUUUAACAAGCAUCCCAUCGCUUGGAAAAAAGAAAAGGUUAUCGCCAUGUAUUUCAGAAAAGAAAGAUGUGGCAGAACUGUUUUUUAAAGAGUCGCACUUAAGUGUUUGUGAUGGUGACAGACUGCCUGAUCUGUUUUGCUCAUCUGAGAACGGGCCAGAUUCAAAACUUUCAGUGGACAGCAAGAGCACUUCUAAACCAAGCUCCCUGGGCCUACCAGCAAGGGCAGCAGCACCUACAACAGGAGAGAGGACAGAACAGCACUCAAGACAGGAUGAUAAAGAGGCUGUUAAAAAAUUGCAGGCAUCCCCAGAAGGUAUGAUGACUCGCCGAAGGAGUUCCCUUAAUAAACGGAAGCCGUCAGCCCUGAUUGACAGUAACAGUCCUGUGUGCAAACAACCCAGAAUCAUUGAGACAGAUACAUCUGUGCCCAGUUCUCAGUUAGCAAAACCUGGAGUACGUCCUCUGCGUAGUUCAAGAUUAAGAGCUCCAUCAACCUUAGCUAAAUCAAGUCUUCCUACAGCACUACCAAGGAAAGCAGACACAAUGUCAUCUACUUCAGCAACGGUCGUGUCAAGUAACGAAGUGAAUACAGAAGUCACAAGGAAUACCAUAUCCAGUUCUGCCGUUAGCAGCGACAGCAGCAGCACCCGUGGUAAAAGUCACCAUGUUCUUGGAACCAUUACCAAUUCCCCUAAGAAACCUAAUGUGCGAGGACUUCGCAAGAUUCCUGCACCCUCUAAACCUCACUUUUCUCCAGAAAUACCCAAAGCAAUAAAUGUGAGCAGAGCAUCCAAACAACGGGCAGAUCGUAACAAUACUACAGCAGUUAAUGACUGCAAACAAUCUUAAGUCACAGACUGGCCUUGAAACAGGAUAUAAUUGUAUGGGAUCUUUGUGUGUGUAUAUAUAUAUACACAUGUUCUUCCUACUAAUCAUAUGUAUUGUGUGCAUACUGUUUAAUGUUUAAUUCUUAAACCAUUUUCCAAAGUAACAUUAAUGAAAGACUCAAGCAGAAUGUAUUCUAAGCAGAAUGUUUGAUGCAAAAUACUACAACCUAAUGUGCAAAAUUUGUUUAUAAAAUGCAAAGGUUGCAUUUUUUUUUAAGCUUGUUCAUUAUUUGAAAAAGCAGUUUUUCCAUUUAACGGUUUUAUUGCUGACAUUUAUUACACAAGAUAAAGGUAAAAGAGUUACAAUGUGACCCUGAAAAAGAAGGGGGGAAAAAUUAAGAAAUGUAUCCACUGAUACUAAAGAUUACAGGAAAUGUAAGAUUUGGUCGCUAGAGGCACAAGUAACUUUUUAAAAUUAUUGACUUUGUAGAUCACCUGCCUCAAAAGAAAUUUAUGGCCUGAGGUGAUCUGCUGCUUUCUGUUACUUGAAAAUGCUUUUUUGCAUUUCAUUUGUGCGGAUUGAAGCUUUAAGUUAAUUACCUUUAUAUUUUUAAAUGUCAAAAUUUGUUUCAAUGAAAUAAGUUUUUACUGAUGUCAAGAAAAAAAUGCAAUUUUCAUUCUUAAAUCUCAUUACAUAUGUCAAAAAUGUCUUUUUUUUUUAUUAUGUAGUUUCCAUUGGUUUCAAACAAAAAUAUAAAAAAUAAAGACACAUUUUGCAUGAAUGCUUAUCACACAGACACAUUAUGGACUUGGAAAGAACUCUGGAACAUCAAAAAUACAAAACUUUAGUUGGAGAUGCUUUACAGAAUUGCUAUUCGUGUCAUUUAUAAAGUGAUUCAGUGAUGUUUUCUUUUCCAUUCUCUUUACAGUCCUUUGUCUUCCAUUCUCUUUACAGUCCUUUGUCCUCCUUCAUGUAAAAAUCAUAAUUCUGUUUUGACUUAACGUAAUUAAAAAUGUUUCCUGCAAUAUAUGA
Molecule: messenger RNA, 12091 nt
Organism: Pomacea canaliculata
Lineage: Eukaryota; Metazoa; Mollusca; Gastropoda; Architaenioglossa; Ampullariidae
Product: centromere protein F-like
Biological process (GO): regulation of G2/M transition of mitotic cell cycle; mitotic cell cycle; metaphase chromosome alignment
Cellular component (GO): nucleus; spindle pole; chromosome, centromeric region
Molecular function (GO): dynein complex binding; microtubule binding
Source: RefSeq, a predicted model, not a curated record